This is a messenger RNA of Sceloporus undulatus (fence lizard), 3779 nucleotides long. RefSeq names its product solute carrier family 38 member 3 (gene SLC38A3). Lineage: Eukaryota; Metazoa; Chordata; Lepidosauria; Squamata; Phrynosomatidae. The transcript is spliced from 17 exons. Gene Ontology annotation, molecular function: L-histidine transmembrane transporter activity; L-glutamine transmembrane transporter activity; L-asparagine transmembrane transporter activity. Gene Ontology annotation, biological process: asparagine transport; L-glutamine transport; histidine transport. Bases 388 to 1902 code for a protein of 504 amino acids. The record is from RefSeq and is a predicted model, not a curated record.
AGGAGGAGGAGGAAGAAGAGGAAGGUGCACCGAGGAGAGGAGGCAGGGGUCCGAGACGAGAGCGUCACUAAAGCCCUUUUGCAAAUUCUGCUCAGCUGAGCUGCCUCCCUUGGCAUUGGGAGCUCCUUUCACCACUGCAGGAAGAGUUGCUUUUUUCAAAGAAGGUGGCACCAUUUUUAAAAACAAACACAACCCCCACUGGGAGGAGAAACUGAUACUGUACUUGAAGGGGGAUCAGGCCAUUGGGCAAAUGUUCUUGUAGAGCCAGGACUGUGCAUCAUUAAAGAGACUGGGCUCUGAAGAUUUGAACUCCACACUUUGACCUGCUGCUCAUCUGAAAACUAAGUGUUUGAAAGCUCAGCUGCCAGCUCACUUCAGGGUGCAGAGAUGAACUCCACAGACAUCCCCAUUCAAACAGAAAUGGUAGAACUGGUGCCGAAUGGAAAACACUUAGUGCUGAAUGCUUCUUCCAGCCCAUCUGUGGGAAAUGACAGAUUUGAUGAUAACCAGCCAGAGAUGGAGGAAUUUCUUCCGCAUGAAAAGAAACAGACCCAUUUCACAGAUUUUGAAGGAAAGACCUCUUUUGGGAUGUCUGUCUUCAAUCUCAGCAAUGCCAUUAUGGGCAGUGGGAUCCUUGGUUUAGCGUAUGCCAUGGCCAACACUGGUAUCCUCCUUUUUCUAUUCCUUCUGACUGCUGUAGCUCUCUUGUCCAGUUACUCCAUCCACUUGCUGCUCAAAUCCUCAGGGAUUGUAGGAAUCCGAGCUUAUGAACAGUUGGGCUACAGGGCAUUUGGAACUCCAGGGAAAUUGGCAGCUGCUGUUGCUAUAACACUACAGAAUAUUGGAGCCAUGUCAAGCUACCUGUACAUUGUGAAGUCUGAAGUGCCUCUGGUCAUCCAGACCUUCCUCAACCUAGAGGAGAAAACAACGGACUGGUACAUGAAUGGCAACUACCUGGUGAUCAUGGUUUCUAUCACCAUCAUUCUCCCUUUGGCCCUCAUGAAACAACUUGGUUACCUUGGCUAUGCCAGUGGCUUUUCCCUCAGCUGCAUGGUCUUCUUCCUUAUUUCAGUCAUCUACAAAAAGUUCCAGGUUCCCUGUCCACUUUCGGACCGAGUCAAUGCCACAAGUAACCAGAAUUACACCCCAGCCAGCACAAGCAGCUAUCAAAAUGACCCUAUGGUCAUCCAGGAAACUGAUGAAGAGAUUUGCUCUGCAAGCUUGUUCACACUCAAUUCUCAGACAGCCUACACCAUCCCUAUCAUGGCAUUUGCUUUUGUGUGUCACCCUGAGGUCCUGCCAAUUUACACUGAACUCAAAGAUCCAACCAAGAAGAAGAUGCAGUGCAUUUCCAACAUCUCCAUCUCUGUCAUGUAUAUCAUGUAUUUCCUGGCUGCCCUUUUUGGCUACCUCACUUUCUAUGGCCAGGUAGAAUCAGAGCUGCUCCAUACCUACAACAGAGUGGACCCAUUUGAUGUGCUGAUCCUAUGUGUGCGGGUGGCUGUGUUGACAGCUGUGACAUUGACAGUGCCCAUUGUUCUCUUCCCGGUGCGCCGUGCAAUUCAGCAGAUGCUCUUCCAAGACAAGGAAUUCAGCUGGAUUCGUCACACUAUCAUUGCUAUUGUGCUGCUUACAUCUAUUAACUUGCUUGUCAUUUUUGCCCCUUCCAUACUGGGCAUCUUUGGCUUGAUUGGUGCCACUUCAGCCCCAUGCCUGAUAUUCAUCUUCCCAGCAAUAUUCUACAUCCGGAUCAUGCCCAAGGAGACAGAGCCAACAAAAUCACCUCCCAAGAUCCUGGCAGCUCUCUUUGCGUGCCUUGGUGUGCUGUUCAUGAUUAUGAGCCUCAGCUUUAUCAUCAUCGACUGGGCAUCUGGAGGUGGGAAGAGUGGAGGCAGUCACUAACAAGGCAAGGCCUGGAGCCUUGUAGUGCAGAUCAUCGCCUUGGGAGUCUAAGUUGGCUUGGAUACAUUUCCUGCUCCCCUCCACCUCCACUAGUACUGUAUUGUAAUGUAGUCCCUUGCUCCAUUCUGAGCCAGGGGUACUGUUCCGUUACUCAGUCGUUACCCCCAGAUUGAGCCAGGGGAUGCUACAGGCCGGACCUGACCAGAACCAAUUUCUAACUCUUUUGAGCAUUUGAUUUUAUCCCCAGGUUUGGGAUGGAUCAGACCAAUGGCGCCUAAUGAACACACAAACUGGGGAAACAUGCCAUUUCCAGGGGGUUGGAUGGGAGCUGCCAUGAUAAGCACAUCCAGCCCUGUAUGUCCAGUAUGGCUGGCCCACACUGACCAGGCUGGAGAGUGACUGGCAGAAGAAGAUGGGAAGGUGGAACUGUGGCUAAAGAACAUGGGUAUAAAGAUCUCACCUGAAGUUCACAGUUGAUUGGAAGAAAUGGCUUUCCUAGUCGAGGCUAAAAAUAGGAAGUGAAUAUGUUUGGGACAGGAAAAUAGGGUUCAAACAGUAAAUAUUUCCCUAUGAGUUCAAGCAUAGGUCUUUCAUCCCUCUCAGAUGACAUUUCUCAGCCUUUAUUUCUUAAUAUUUCUUCUGCUAGAGUAUGAGCUUCAUGAUCAACAUUCCUCUCCCAGGACAGUUCACUGCUCAAUGUGAUGGUGAGGUGAGCCUUGCCAGUUUCCAUCUGUGAGCAGCACUCUGCUGCCUACUCCUACCUGGGAGGGCUGGUGCUAGGAGAUGAUUUGGGUUUAUCCACCUUUAUGAACUGCCAGUUGGGAUCAGAUGCAGGUUUCUGCUGGCCUCCCUGGGUUCACUGUCCAUAUUUGAAUUUCACUUAGGUAGGUGAAGCCAAUCAGGCAGGAUUGCUUUGCGUUCACAGAGGGGUGCUAAUAUUUGGAGUAAGAUUUGCUGUGAGGAACAUUGCUUUUCCUUCUUUGGAGAAAAGUGAGCUUGAAUUUGGGAUAGGAGUUUAGCUUGCUUUCAGUGACAUAAGAUCUCCGUUUCUCUCCCUUCCUUUCACUGGCAAAUGGUAAGGUGUAAUCACAUGGUAUUUAAGAUUCCCACAAUAGUGAGGCUUUUGUGUCCAAGGCUCUUACAUCCUGAAAAUGUAUGUUACCUGUGACCAGAUCCUCCCAUCUGAGAGACCAUUCCUUUUCCACCUCCCUCCCUCCCUCCCUCCCUGGUAACAUGUCAUAGUGGCCUCUGUCCCCAUCUACUGGCAGAUGCUACACAUACUGGGAAAUGUAACCCUGUCACCAAACUGGUCCACUGGUCUAACCACUUGCUACAACUUGACUGCUGCUAAUUUUAGUAGCUUUAGAAUAACUUACAUUUGUUUGUACAUACUUAUGUUACUUUUUUCCUCCUGUCUAUUCCAUGGGUGGGAUUCCAAUGGAAUUGUAUUUAUGUAGCUGGCUUCCUGAAUUUGGUAAGAAGUCCCUGUUUUUCUGUGGCAUACAUAAUUUGCAUAGGAACUGCUGAAUAUUCAGUGCACCUGUGAACUAAGCGAUCACACCUUGUGCAAAUAGCAAAUAGGAAAAAACUAAUCAAUUGUCCCCAUUUUAUUCUCCAAUCUUGUCAUUUAAAAAAAAAAAACUAGGACACCCCCCCCCUCCCGGCAUCAGAAAUGAACACCAAGCACAUUUAUGUACUGGGCUGUGAAAUUUUCUAUGCCUCUUCUUAUUGGAGUCUGCUCACAAGCAAGGAAAGAGGAAAUACAUGUAAGAAGCUAUUGAGAAUGUAACAGAAUCAAUAGAAGGCCUAAGACAGGGUGGGCAACAAUUCUUGAGACCCCUGAUUCUCUCCAGGGAGUCUUAAAGAUAGCCCCCCCC